CCGCGUUCCGGGCCCAGCUGUCCCCGGCCCCCUCUGGGGGCGAGACACCCCCUUUGCCCAGCUCUGAGCGGGUCCCUUCCGCGCUGCCUCUCGCCCGGCUCCGCUCCGGGUUUUCGCUCCGGCCCCCAGAGGGUCCCGGCGCCGGCCCCCUUCCCCGCAAGGGGAUCCCGCCGCUGCAUUGCACCGAGGGGCGCACGGAGUCCGGAGCGCGCCCGGCUGCUGCUCCCCCCGCCGGCGCCCCACCAGCUCCGCUCCCCCGCGGGCCGCCCCGGCUGUGCCCCCAGAGGGGACGGGCGCGGUCCCCGGCACCUCCGGCUCCGGGCCAAGGCAGAGCCCGGCUGCGCUGCGGGGUGGGGCGCGGGGCCCCCCAUCCCCGUGCGCCCUGCGCCUUGGCCGGUGCUGCUGCCUGGCUCUGCCCCGGGGGCUCCCCGAGCUAAACUGUACAGGGCGGGACCCCCGGCCCCGAUCCGGCCCCGAUCCGGCCGCCCUUCUCCCCGCGCUCCGUGCGCCUGGCCCCGGGCGCUCGGCCCAUGGCGCGGCUGCCCCUGGCCCUUUGGCUCGGGCUGGCGGCGCUCUCCCUGCAGGCCCCGCCGGGCGGCGAGCCGGGCCCCGAGCUGCCCCCGCUCCACUACGGCGACAACGUCCUUGACCUGCUGGAGGCGCUGAACGUCACCCGCUCCGUCCAGGGCGUCAGCAGGGCCCCGGGCCCCGAGCCGGGCGCCCCGGCCUGGAAGUUCCGCCAGCGGGUGCCCCACCUGACGCUGCCCUGGGACUACGCCGUCUACCUGCUGGCCAGCUCGCAGGGCGCCCUGGGCUUCCACUUUGUGGCCAGGCAGAGCCAGGGCUCGGCGGGCACGCUCAUCUCCCUGGUGUCGCCGGCUGCUGCCGCGCGGGACGGGCGCCCGCUGCUGCAGCUGGCGUCCAGCACCCGCGCCAACCAGCUGCGUCUGGACUACCGCGCCGGGCCCAGCAUGGAGCCCGCCUCGCUGCUCUUCCCCGGCGGCAGCCCCUUCGCCCUGGGCCGCUGGGCCCGGCUGGCCCUCGACCUGCAGCCCCACCGCCUGGCGCUCUUCGUGGACUGCCGCCCGGCCGUGCUCCUGGAGAGGGGCGGCCUGCGGGACGCGCUCAGCCUGCUGCUGCCCCUUGACCUGCAGAUCACCUUCGCCAGCCUGCCCGGGGACCCCGCCAGCAAGUUCCUGGGUUAUUGGCAGACGGCUGAGAUCUCCCCCAGCGGAUUCCCACGCCGGCCGUGGCACUGCGAGAACCUGGCAGACCCCUUCCCCGUGCCGUACACCCUGGCGGAGGAGGGGUACCUGGCCGAGCCCCCCUUUGAUCAAGGAUCCCCCCUAGCCCCGGAGCCGCCGGCCCUCGCCGACAUCCGCAACUACCAGCAGCAGCCCGGCGAGCCUGAGUUCCCCCCGGGGCUGGCGCGGCCCCACCCGGACGCCCUGGAGGACAGAAUGCAGCGGCUGGAGGAGCUGGUGGAUGGAUUCGGGGCCAUGCUGGACAUGGUCAAAGCGCAGAACUGGGAGCUGCUGGCCCGCGUGAAGUCCCUGGAGCGCUGUGAGUGCCGGAGGCCGGCAUGCGUGUGGGAGGGGACGCGGCACGAGGACGGAGCCACCUGGGACAAGGACGCCUGCACCGCCUGCAUCUGCCUGCAGGGGGAGGUGCAGUGCUCGGCACGCCAGGACCGGCCCCAGUGCCUCGGCUGCAGCUAUGCAGGGCAGCUCUACAGCAACGGGGACGCCUUCGGCAGGGACGCCUGCACCACCUGCCGCUGCCGGGUGAGCGCCCGCAGCCCUGCCAGGCCCCCAGACAUGGGCACUGGAGGGGCUGGGGGAUCCCAGGCUGAGCCCGCGUGCUUUGGGGUUCAGAGUGCCAGGUGGUCAGCUCUAACCCGCCAGAGCCCACUCCUCUUCCAGAGUCGGGAUAGAACCCAGGAGUCCUGGCUCCCAGCCCUGCCUGCUCUAACCCGCCAGAGCCCACUCCCCUCCCAGGGCUGGGAUAGAACCCAGGAGUCCUGGCUCCCAGCCCCGCCUGCUCUAACCCGCCAGAGCCCACUCCCCUCCCAGGGCUGGGAUAGAACCCAGGAGUCCUGGCCCCCCCAUAUGUCUCACUGCCCGAGCGAGUGCAGCAGAUGUUGGCGUGUGCCCGUGUGGAGGCGUGUGCCCGUGUGGAGCCGUCUCCCUGUGCUGAGGCGUGUGCCGUGUGCCCAGGAGGGGGAAGCCCGCUGCGUGACGGAGCAGUGCCCGCCGCCCGCCUGCCAGCACCCGCUCCCCUCACAGGGGAAGUGCUGUCCCGAGUGUGCGGGCUGUCUGUACAGCGGGCACCAGCUGAGGGACGGGCAGAGCUACCAGGAGGGGCCCUGCAGCACCUGCACCUGCAGGGCUGGGACCGUGCGGUGCCAGGAGACCGUGUGCCCGGAGCUCUCCUGCCUGGAGCGCGAGACCCUGCCUGGGCAGUGCUGCCCCACCUGUCGGCCAGGCUGUGAGUACGACGGGCAAAGGUACCAGGACGGAGACGUCUUCCUGGCCACAUCCAACCCCUGCAUGAACUGCUCUUGCCUGGAUGGGAACGUCCAGUGCCUCCGACUCGUCUGCCCGCAGCUCCACUGCGCCACCCAGGAGGAGCUGCCCGGGGCCUGCUGCCCCCACUGCCAGGGCUGUGUGGACGGAGCCGCCCAGCGGGCGCAUGGUGAGGAGUGGGCGCCACGCGCAGACCCCUGCCAGAGCUGCCGCUGCUUGGAGGGCCGCGCCGUGUGCAGGAAGAGGCAAUGUGCCAGGCUGUGCCGCCACCCUGCCAGCCCCCGGCCGGGCACCUGCUGCCCUGUCUGCGACGGCUGCUCGUUGGAUGGCCGGGAGUUUGCCAGCGGGGAGCCGGUGCCCAGCGGGGAGCCCUGCACCCAGUGUGCUUGCACGAGAGGGAAUGUGUUGUGCAAACCCACCGCCUGCCCGCCUGCCCCCUGCCCGGAGCCCGUCCUGAGACCCGGCGAGUGCUGCCCGCGGGGCCGGGUGCCAGGACUGCCUCUACGAUGCCCAGCCCUUCCCGGACGGCGCCACCUUCACCCCCCGCAGCAGCCCUGCUUGAGCUGCCGCUGCCAGGCCGGGGAGGUGUCGUGUGAACGCCUGGAGAAGAGCUGCCCACCCGUGCCCUGCAGCCACCCUGGCACUGCCCAGGGCCAGUGCUGCCCAGCCUGCCAUGCGUGUGAGUACGAGGGGCACCCCUACCGCCACGGAGAGACCUUCACGCCCCCGGGCCGCGGGCCCUGCGUGCAGUGCACCUGUGCGGCUGGGCACGUGCAGUGCCAGGAAGAGAGGUGCCCCCCCAUGUCCUGCGCCCAGCCCGUCCGGGACCCCCAGCGCUGCUGCCCCCUCUGCAAAGGGUGUGUGCUGGCCGACGAGGAGUUCGAGGAGGGGGCGCAGUGGAAGCCGGACGGGGACCCCUGCACCACCUGCACCUGCCUCGCCGGAGAGCCCGUCUGCGGGGCCCUGCCGUGCCCGCCCCCCGCCUGCCAGCACCCCGCCCGCCUGAGCGGGGACUGCUGCCCGACCUGUGCCCAGUGCUCCUACAACCAGCACCUCUACGCCAACGGGCAGGCCUUCGCCGACCCGCACAGCCCCUGCCAGCGCUGCCAGUGUUUGGACGGGACCGUGCAGUGCUCGCCCGUCGCCUGCCCCCCGCCCAGCUGCCCCCGCCCGGAGAGCCAGCCUGGCCAGUGCUGCCCCACAUGUCGGGGCUGCAGCGUGGAGGGGGGCGCGGUGGAGGCGGGCGAGCGGUUCCCCAGCCCGCGGGACCCCUGCCAGCUGUGUGUCUGCACCGACGGGAUCGUCAGCUGCUCGGCGCGGGAUUGCCCCGGUGCCCUGUGUGCCCGCCCGCUGCCCGGCUCCUGCUGCCCGAACAACUGCAACGGCUGCAGCUACGGGGGGAAAGAGUACCCCAACGGAGCCGAGUUCCCGCACCCCACGGACCGCUGCAAGCAAUGCCACUGCCUCAACGGCCAUGUGCACUGUCUGUUGCGACGCUGCCCGCCCCUGCCCUGCGCGGAGCCCUUCCUGGUGCCCGGCGGGUGCUGUCCCCAGUGCCCAGAGCCCCCGGCGGGCUGCCUCUCCGCGGGCAUCUCCUACCAGCCCAUGCAGCGAUUCUACGACCCCUCGGACGCCUGCCGCCUCUGCAUCUGUGCCAACGGGACCGUCACCUGCCAGCACCAGCCUUGCGCCCCCGCCCUCUGCGCCCACCCCCUGCGGCGGGACUGCUGCCACUCCUGUGACGGCUGCCUGUACCAGGGAAAGGAGCUGCCCAACGGGGAGCAGUUCCCGGACCCCGCGGAGCCGUGCCACGUCUGCACCUGCUGGGAGGGCAGCGUCUCCUGCCAGCCCAGGGCCUGCCCGCUGCUCCAGUGCCCCUUUCCUGCCCGGGGGCCGUGCUGCCAGGUCUGCGAAGGCUGCGAGUACUUGGGCGAGGGUUACCUCGAUGGCCAGGAGUUCCCGGACCCCCAGGACGCCUGCGGCCGCUGUGCAUGCCUCCACGGCUUCGUCACCUGCACCAAAACGCCCUGCGACCCGCCAGGCUGCCGCCACCCCGCCAGCCCCCCAGGCCGGUGCUGCCCCGUGUGCCAGGGCUGCCACUUCCAGGGCCAGGACCUCGCGGACGGAGAGACCUUCCCGGCCCCCGGCGGGCGCUGCGAGCAGUGUCGCUGCCUGCGGGGAGAGGUGUCCUGCGGGCCCCUGCCCUGCCCUGGGGUGACGUGUCCCCACCCGGCCAUGGGCCCCUGCGACUGCCCCGUGUGUGACGGCUGCAGCUUCCAUGGGCGAGCGUGCAGCAACGGGGAGCGCUUCCCCGACCCUCACGACGCCUGCCAGCUCUGCUCCUGCCUGGAUGGCAGCGUGACGUGUGUGCCCGCGCCGUGCUCCCCCGCCCCCUGCCGGAACCCGGUCGCCCUGCCCGGCCAAUGCUGCCCACAGUGCUCCGGUUCCUGCCGCUACCAGGGCCACCUCUACGAGAGCGGGGCCCCCUUCCGCCCCCCGGGGGGGGACCCCUGCUCCACCUGCACCUGCCUGGGCGGGGACGUGCUCUGCGUGAUGGCCCCGUGCCCCCCGCUGACGUGCACCCACCAGGUGAUAGAGCCCGGGGACUGCUGCCCCCGCUGCAAAGGCUGCAUGUACGAUGGGCAGGAGCACGCCGAUGGCACCAGCUGGUUCUCCUCCCCCUGCGUGUCCUGCCUGUGCACCCACGGCAUCGCCACCUGCGCCCAGAUCCGCUGCCUCGGCUCCUGCCUCCAGCCCGUCCAGGUGCCCGGGGAAUGCUGCCCACUGUGCGCAGAUUGCAUGUUCGAGGGCCAGCCGUACAGCCCCGGGGAGAGCUUCCAGCCGUCACUGGAUCCCUGUGAGAUCUGCACCUGUGAGCGGCUGGCGGUCGAGGGGCCUCAUGUGCGCUGCUACCGCAGGCAGUGCCCCAGCCUGGUCGGCUGCCCCAGGAGCCAGAUCCAGCCGCCCGGGCCACAGCACUGCUGCCCCACCUGUGCCCAGGCCUUGAGUAACUGCACGGCCGAGCUGGCCGGGAACGAGCUCCAGGCGGCUGACGACCCGUGUUACACCUGCCAGUGCAAGGAUCUCACCUGGGUGUGCGUGCACCAGGGCUGCCCGCAGCUCAGCUGCCCUCCCGCCGAGCAGUUCACCCCCCAGGGCGCCUGCUGCCCCAUCUGUGACGAGUGUGUGAUAGAGGCUGGAGAGCGCCGGGUGUCGGACGGUGAGAGCUGGAUGGACAGUGAGGACGACUGUGUCAGCUGCACCUGUCAUCGCGGCCACGUGGAGUGCCACGUCGCGGCGUGCGAGCCCGUCGAGUGCCAGGGCAGCCUGCGGAGGGUACGGAUGCCCGGCUCCUGCUGCUACGAGUGCCAAGACCCAGAGGGCUCCUGCUCCUACCAGGGCCAGCGGUACCCGGCCAGCGAGCGCUGGCAGGUGGACACCUGUACGACCUGCACCUGCGUCUCCGGGGAGGUGCACUGCCAGAUCCAGCCCUGCCCCCCGGCCGCCUGCGCCGCGGAUGAGACACCUGCCCUGGCGCCAGGCACCUGCUGCCCUCGCUGCCUGCCCCGCCCCGCCACCUGCCUGGCCUUCGGCGACCCACACUACCGCACCUUCGACGGGCGCACCCUGCACUUCCAGGGCACCUGCACCUACGUCCUGGCCCAGGACUGCCAGCGGGAGGACUUCAGCAUCCACGUGACCAACGACGACCGGGGGCGCCCGGGUGUGGCCUGGACCAAGGAGGUGACGGUGCGAGUCGGGGACACCGUGGUGCAGCUGUUGCAGGACUGGCUGGUCAGGGUGGACGGCCAGGUGGUGACCUUGCCCUUCCUCAAGGAGCCCCACCUCUACGUCGAGCGCCAAACCAACACCAUCCUGCUCAACACCAACAUCGGGGUGAAGGUCCUGUGGAGCGGGCGCUCGCAGCUGGAGGUCAGCGUGCCCGGCACCUACAAGGGGCACACGUGCGGUCUGUGUGGCAACUUCAACGGCCACCCGCAGGACGACACCCGCCUGCGCUCGGGGCAGCUGGCCCGCUCCGAGGCCGCCUUCGGCAACAGCUGGAGGGUGCUGAGCGGUAACGGCACAGGCGGGCCGUGUGCCGACGGGCGGGAUGUGGAUCCCUGCAAGGAGGCCGGCUACCGCGCCCGCAAGGAGGCCAACGCCCGCUGCAAGGUGCUGAAGUCGGGGGCGUUCGAGCCCUGCCACCCCCUGGUGCCCCCGGAGCCCUUCUUCGCCGCCUGCGUCUACGACCUGUGUGGGGCCGGGGCCGAGCCCUGCCUGUGCGACGCGCUGGAGGCCUACGCCGCCCUGUGCCGCCGGGCCGGCUUGGCAUUGAGCUGGCGCUCGCCCACGCUCUGCGCCGUCGGCUGCCCCAAGGACCGGGGCUACGUGUUCGACGAGUGCGGCCCGCCCUGCCCCAAGACGUGUUACAACAAGGAUGCGCCGCUGGGGGCCAUCGAGUCUCGCUGCUUCACGCCCUGCGUGCCCGGGUGCCAGUGCCCCGCCGGGUGGGUCGAGCACGAGGCCCACUGCGUCCUGCCCGAGGCCUGUCCCCGGGUCAUCUACGACAGCCUCUGAGCCCUGGGACGCCCGCGUCCUCCGCCAUGGCCCCGGGGCCGGCCACGCUCCCUCCCACAGCCCCUGGGACGCCCGCGUCCUCCGCCAUGGCCCCGGGGCCAACCACGCUGCCUUCCACAGCCCCUGGGACGCCCGCGUCCUCCGCCAUGGCCCCAGGGCCGGCCACGCUCCCUCCCACAGCCCCUGGGACGCCCGCGUCCUCCGCCAUGGCCCCGGGGCCGGCCACGCUCCCUCCCACAGCCCCUGGGACGCCCGCGUCCUCCGCCAUGGCCCCGGGGCCAACCACGCUGCCUCCCACAGCCCCUGGGACGCCCGCGUCCUCCGCCAUGGCCCCAGGGCCGGCCACGCUCCCUCCCACAGCCCCUGGGACGCCCGCGUCCUCCGCCAUGGCCCCGGGGCCGGCCACGCUCCCUCCCACAGCCCCUGGGACGCCCGCGUCCUCCGCCAUGGCCCCGGGGCCAACCACGCUGCCUUCCACAGCCCCUGGGACGCCCGCGUCCUCCGCCAUGGCCCCGGGGCCGGCCACGCUGCCUCCCACAGCCCCUGGGACGCCCGCGUCCUCCGCCAUGGCCCCGGGGCCGGCCACGCUGCCUCCCACAGCCCCUGGGACGCCCGCGUCCUCCGCCAUGGCCCCGGGGCCGGCCACGCUGCCUCCCACAGCCCCUGGGAUGCCCGCGUCCUCCGCCAUGGCCCCGGGGCCGGCCACGCUGCCUCCCACAGCCCCUGGGACGCCCACUGUAACGAUGCUGGUUCUGGCAGGAUCCAACUGAGAGUGCCAGUUCAGGACAAAUUGCUGAAAACAGGGCAGUUACAGCCCAAGGCUGGGAUUUCUGUGCACCCCACUGGCUAACCACAAAUCACACAAGCAAUUCCCUCAGACACUCCAGUUUCCCAGUAUCACCACCAGGGCCACUCGUUAUGGGGACGACUGGUUAUGAAAACCAAGACCCCAGUAGCAGAAAAACAGUUCUCUCGAUCCCAAAGGACCAAGCCCCAGACCCAGGUCAAUAUGCAAGUCAGAUCUUACCCACAAAUCACACUGUUGCCAAUCCUCUAGCAUCUAAAAUCUAAAGGUUUAUUCAUAAAAGGAAAAAGAUACAGACGAGAGCUAGAAUCGGUGAAAUGGAAUCAAUGACAGCCAGUGAUGGCCAAGUUCUUGGUUCAGGCUUGCAGCAGUGAUGGAAUAAACGACAGGUUCAAAUCCAGUCUCUGGAGAACGUCCCCAGCUGGGAGGGGUCGUUCAGUCCUUGGUUCAGAGCUUCCGUGUAGCCAAGUCCCUCCAGAGGCCAGAAGCAGGAUUGAAGACAAGAUGGAGGAGCUGCCGCAGCUUUUACAGACUCCUGCCAGGUGGUCUCUGCUUUCCUUGUCCCAGAGACAAGCUGCCCCUCACAUGGCCUGGAAAACCCUCAGCAGUCUGUCCAUAGGCAGGUCCCUGCGUACCUGGCUGAGUCGCAAGGUGUAUCUGCCUUCUCUCCGUGGGUCAGGUGUGUCGCUGAUGGUCCUUCAUGGGCCAUCCGGCCGGCUAGGCAGAGCUGACACCAACGUGUCCGGGGGUGUCCCCCAGAAGCAUAGGACAAGUUUGAACUACAGACAGUAGAGAGCCAAUAUUCAUAAUUUAAAUUACAAAAACAAUACACACAAGCAGACAGCAGAAUCAUAACCAGCAAACCCCAACCUUGUCUUAGACACCUCAUUUGACCCCCUUUAUACAAGAUUUGGUGCCACUUCAGGACAGUUGCAACUAUGAUCUAUACGGUCCCAGUUCACGCCAGUAACCUCACACCUGCGUCCUCUGCCAUGGCCCCGGGGCUGGCCACACUCCCAGUUGGUGCCCCAGAUAUGACCCCUGCAGCACCCAUGGGGGACCCACAGGGAGCCUGGCAGCUCCAAUACUCCUCCCCCACCCACAGGGAGGAGGCAAGGGUCUGCCACCCCCUUGUCCCCGCUUUUUCCCCUCGGAUCCCCCCCAGGUUGCCCCAGCCAGGGCAUGCAGCCAUGGGGGUGCAGGGAGGGGCAGGGUGCCAGGCUGGCCAUGGCUCCCACACGCCCAGCUGCAAUGGCUUGAGGACCAUUUCCUGAACACCAGCCCCGGCAGCACAGAGUGGGGAGAACGGACUCCUGGGUUCUAUCCCCAGUACCCCCUAGGUCUCGGUGUCCCAUCCAUGCCCUUAGCAUCAAGUCCUGCAGGCCCCCUGGGGGUAACGGUGCCCUGGCACUAGUAUUGCUGGGCACGCAGGCUGGCAUGGAGCCCCCCCCAGUCUGGAUCCACCCCUGCCCGUACCCCGCCCUGCCCAGCACCCAGUGGCAUCGUCCACCAUCAGGUGCCAUCAGCCAGUCACACGGGGUGCUGUGUCCUGGCACAGAUGGGCUGGCCAGUCCCCCUGGCCUUGGGGAAAGGUGCCAGGUGCAGAUUGUGCCGCCCCUGUGCCCCUUUGGCUGGACAGGGGCAAGGGUAUUUAUCAGUGUGGUGGGGGCUGGGCCAGACCUCACCCCCUGUGCCCACAGCAAUAAACGUGGUAACCAUG
Messenger RNA from Caretta caretta (loggerhead turtle), 9631 nucleotides. NCBI's taxonomy places the organism in Eukaryota, Metazoa, Chordata, Testudines, Cheloniidae. The record is from RefSeq and is a predicted model, not a curated record.